Messenger RNA from Sitophilus oryzae (rice weevil), 2096 nucleotides. RefSeq lists its product as uncharacterized. Bases 238 to 1983 code for a protein of 581 amino acids. Gene Ontology annotation, biological process: maturation of SSU-rRNA from tricistronic rRNA transcript (SSU-rRNA, 5.8S rRNA, LSU-rRNA). The record is from RefSeq and is a predicted model, not a curated record. Gene Ontology annotation, cellular component: small-subunit processome; Pwp2p-containing subcomplex of 90S preribosome. Gene Ontology annotation, molecular function: protein binding; snoRNA binding. NCBI's taxonomy places the organism in Eukaryota, Metazoa, Arthropoda, Insecta, Coleoptera, Curculionidae. The transcript is spliced from 8 exons.
UAACCUAGGUUGAUAAAUAAAAUAAAUUUGUUUAUUAUUUGUUCCUCUGUCAAAUGAAUUCCAUGAAUAAAUUUAAAUAGUUCGUGUUUUUUAAUUAUAUUCGAGUGUUGGUCUUCCACUUUUAUAUGUAGAUGUAUAAAGCUAACGGGUUAUCUUAUCGUAUAUCUUCUUGUUAAGCAGUUAUUUAACAACUGAGCAUCAACUGAGGGAAGUUUGUGCAAGUAACAUAUGUAGGCCAUGGCUGAUAUACCGAGUAGGAAUAUGGGGUCGAUUAUUAACGAAUCUGACCUUAUUUUGGAACUUAGCAACUGCGGUUUAUUUACAGAUGACGAAAUUAACAUUAUUUCCAAGAAACUUGCUGACAACAGAUUCAGAUUAAGUAGUAGUACCUCACGGUUGCAAGACUUUGGAGAUUCGAUCGAGUAUCUCGAGAAAGUUUUAUUAGACGAAAUACCCAAAAGAACGCGGGGAACACGAAGUAUAAAUACAGGCAGGCUAAAAAGCGCGAUCAUUCAAAUGUUACAAUAUUAUUAUGAGUACGCCCUAAAAAGUUAUUCCUCCGAUUUAAAUUUUUGUCUGGAAUAUUUGAAUUUUCUUGGUAGCCAUUCGAGUUUAGAUAAUGGAGCUAAACACAUAUCCGAAAUGAUCGAGAGAUUUAAAUCCGAACCGAAAGUAUUUGAAAAAGCUGCAGCUUGGUACAAACAAAAGGACUGUCACAUGGAAGCCAUUAAAGUGCUUCUUAAAGGCAUUGGGACUCAUCCAAGUGAAAAGUUUUUGUACAUUUAUCUUAUCGAUGUAGAAUUGAGUAAUCCUCAAGACAAUAAAAUACCGAGAUUUAAGAAAUACAUCGACAGUAUAUUAAAGAACAUUCCUGAUCCUGAUUGCUUUGAAAUACUUAUGUAUGUUUUGACACUGUUUGAAACACAUCUAAGGUUGUAUCCAGUUCAGGACUAUAUUUUGGAUUUACUACUUCAGAAAUAUCCCGAUGAAGAGAGAGUAUGGCAUACAAUCGCUAUAAGGGAGUUGAACGGACAUUAUUAUAACGCAUCUCCCGAAGAGAUGCGAAAACAAUCUACCAAGCACUCGAUACGAAGAUGCAUAGCAAGGUACAAAGAGGGUAUUGCGAAAGUACCUGGCAAAAAGAAACCCGCCUUGUGGAAAUUAUAUCUGGACACCUUAAUAGAUCUUCAGAAAGACAAUCCUCGUGUUGCAAACGUUUUUAAAGUAAAUUCUUUAAGAGAGGCUUUGGAAGAAGCUAAAAUGAUGAAGAUUCCAAUGGAAGAACUACAUUGGAAGGCGUUGGUGGAUAUCUGUGCAGGCAAUGAUGAACUUGUUAUGGAAAUUCUAGUUGAAGCUACCAGAUGUCGACCGUCUUCGGUACAGCUAUGGUUGUUGUAUUUGAAGUUCUGUCUACUUAGAAACAAUUUUAAUAAAGCCGAAGUGGUUUUUGAAAGGGCUAUUACGUCGCUGGGCCAUAGAGCGGUCCCCGUUUGGGAUUUGUACAUCACAACCCAGCAGCUUUAUUCAGAUGUUAAGACGGAAGAGUUAUUUAAGAGAGCUACAGCUGAGCCGUACGAAGAAAUAGCGAGAGAAUUCAAACCGAGAUAUUUGAGGUGGAGCGCCAUGUUUAAUCCUGAUCCUAAGUAUUUUCGAAACGUCUAUUGGGAGUUGGCGCUUAAACCGCCCUUCACCAGAGAACUGCACCGGGAAAUGCUAACGUUGGAACGUAUAGACGGCCGAGACCAUUUCAAACAACAAUUCGCGGUGUUCAAAUUGUACAGCGAACAGUUCGGCGACGAUAUCGACGUAUGGCUGGAUUGGAUUGGGACGAUAUGGGAACAAAACAAACCAGAUCAAGACGCCGAAGCGACCAAAGUAUAUGAAAACGCUGUUGAAAAAUUGCCUCAAAUAAAGAUACAAGAAUUUAUCGAGAAAUACCGCGAACGCGAUAUUGACAAGAUGGUUAAAAAACUUCCUAGUUAAUUUUCGUAUAUUACUAGUUAAUAGAUUUAAGUCUUUUUAUGUGUAAACUUACAAAUCUAGUAAAUCUAGUAAACAUGUACAUAUGCUUUUUAAAUAUACGUUUUGACUAAGAA